Molecule: messenger RNA, 641 nt
Organism: Actinia tenebrosa (Australian red waratah sea anemone)
Lineage: Eukaryota; Metazoa; Cnidaria; Anthozoa; Actiniaria; Actiniidae
Product: PAT complex subunit Asterix
Biological process (GO): protein insertion into ER membrane
Cellular component (GO): endoplasmic reticulum membrane
Molecular function (GO): protein folding chaperone
Source: RefSeq, a predicted model, not a curated record
GCUUUGCAUGUUGGGUAGUAUUAAUGGUGGACGAACAAGAAACAAAAUGCCGAAUCCAAACAACGCGAACCAAACGAGCUCUAGUACCGACCCUAAAAGACCGAAUAAGAUCUUUAGAUAUAAACCACUAGCUAAUAAAUCUUCCGAUGAUCCUACUCCAGACUAUAUGAACCUUCUUGGCAUGAUAUUUAGCAUGUGUGGACUGAUGAUGAAGUUAAAGUGGGCGGCAUGGGCUGCGGUUUACUGUUCGUUUAUCAGCUUUGCUAAUGCAAGAUCUUCAGAGGACACCAAACAAAUGUUUAGCAGUUUUCUAUUGUCAGUUUCAGCAGUCGUCAUGUCUUAUCUACAAAACCCUCAACCUAUGGCAGCGUCAUGGUGAUACAAGGAGCGCUGGACACAAAGAAAGGAGUAACAUAUAAUAGAAUAUCUUUUCUUGCUGUAUCCUGUAAUAAUGCUACUAUUGACACAAGCCCAUGGGACCUACUGGCCUUGAGUUAGAUACUGUGAAGUUAAAUAUGUUUGUGGUUAAAAAUUAUGGGAUUCCACUGUAUUGAUUAUAUUGAUCAAUAUUAAAUGCUCUCUUUCCCAUUUCUUUGUACAAUAUCCAUUUUUAGUCCAAAAUACAAUCCAUUAUUUUCUAA